AGAAGGGUCUGAAAUCAUUCGACCUUUAACCUUACGAACUCGGGCUGUGAUUGGUCAGAGAUAAUCGUUCACCUUUCCUAUCGAGCUGGGGAGGGUGGCGAUGGGGCUGAGACAUUGCUAAAAACGCUUAUAUUGGUUAUUUUAGGCACCGACCAGAUCAGAGUACAGCCAUGGCAACGCUGCUGUGUAGGAGGAUGUGGAAGCAGUGCACUGUUGGGAGACGUCUGAUCAACACAGCUGUAUACAAUAGGAAUGUCAGACCACAUCAGACAAGCAGUACCUGCAUUCUGAUGGUUCCAACAUUGAAGGGAAAGCCAUCCGUGCCAACAGUGGGCAUCAAAUCUAACAUCCUGUCUGAGAUCCCAGUGAUAUCAUCAGAAAAGAGUGCACUUGUGGACAGUGUGAUUUCCAACAAAAGCCCAUCCCUCACUCCCCUAGAGUGUAAGCUAACACUUCAGUACUACCUUCCCAGCUCCCAGCCAGCUAUUUUCCCAGAAAUUACCAUAACAGAUCCUGCUGUUAAGACAGUGUAUGAACUUCCUGUUCAGAAACCAACAUCUGUGGAAGACAGACAGCCUACAGGGGUCCCAGAUUUCAUUGGAGACACCACCAAAGAUAAUGUCAUAGAGUGUAGGAAUGACCUGUUCCGUCGCAGGAAGAAGAUGAACAAGCAUAAGCUCAAGAAGCUCAAGAAGAGGAUGAAGUUUGUACUGAGGAGGAAACGUCUCAAGAAAAUUAAGAAAAAGGUUAUAAAGCUGAAAGAACGGGUUGAAAACCUGUACAGAAAGUUUGGUAUGACCCCUCCUGACAACAUAGAAGAGCAGUGUAACAAGGUGUACCCCACCAUCAGGUGUUGAGGAGGCAGGAAUAGAAGCUGCUUUAAUACUGGAUUUAAACUUGAAAAGAAGCUGACUAAACCUAAAUGUCAAACUGAAUCAAUAGUACCAACAGAUAAAAAACUGUAAGUGUUCAUUAAGACAUUAUCAUGAUAUUUACACAUAGGUGUUGAAUCAUGAUCGUCUUGCUAGUACCAUGUUCAUUUGGGUACUUGUACUUCCAUGCUUAAAGAUGCAUUAUUAAGGAUGCAUGACAAUAUUGAAAAUGCAUUCUGCAAGAGACUUUGUCAUCAAGGAGAGUAGAAGUAUUUCUGGUACAUGCUCAUAUAGAAUUACUUAAACCUUGCUUUUUGGCAUCUUUGAUAGUUCUUUACUGAUAUAACAUGCAUAAUUUUGAGGAUUAAAGAAUUUUGAAAA
Molecule: messenger RNA, 1253 nt
Organism: Branchiostoma floridae (Florida lancelet)
Lineage: Eukaryota; Metazoa; Chordata; Leptocardii; Amphioxiformes; Branchiostomatidae
Product: aurora kinase A-interacting protein-like
Exons: 3
Coding region: 171-857 (228 amino acids)
Biological process (GO): mRNA processing
Cellular component (GO): mitochondrion
Source: RefSeq, a predicted model, not a curated record